AGUUAGGAGAGCUCUAUCAUUUUGGUGUUGUGAGUGACGUCAUUGUUGUAAUCGUCAAGCCUACAAAAUGGCGGCUACCAUAGCUAAAAUUCCUCUACCAAUGCUGAGAGAAAAUUUUUCAGCUGCUGUUGGGAAAAGCAGCGUUGUUGUUAAGGCAGUUGCAUGCACGAUCAUACUUGGCUAUCUGUUUUCUUUCGCCACGUCUGCUGUUCCUCACAUAACGAUUACACCAGGCUAUGUCAUGCCACCGAACUUUCGUGUGUACAGUUUCAUUUGUUAUUGUUUCGUGGAGCUACAUUUCUGGCAUGUCUUAGCAGACAUUGCCGUCAUUUUCUUGUUUGGCAAAUUGUUAGAGCCUCUGUGGGGUGCCCCUGAUAUGCUGCUAUUCUUCAUUAUUGUCAACCUCGGUGUUGGCAUCAUGACAGCAUUUCUGUAUCUUUUCAUUUACCUGAUCACUCUGAACGAGGAGUACUUGUUUGAAGUUCACAUUUAUGGAUUGGCUGGUUACAUUGCUGGGUUUUGUGUGGCUGUGAAGCAGGUCAUGCCUGACCAUUGCCUCGCUACCCUUCCAUUUGGCAAAUUGAGAAACACUCACAUACCUUUAACUCUUCUCACCUUGAUCGUUCUACUGAGAAUUGCUGGUUUACUUCCUGGACCUUAUCCAUACAUGUUUGGAUCUGGAAUUAUAGUCAGUUGGAUAUAUUUAAGGUUUUAUCAAAAACAUACCAAUGGAAACCGGGGAGAUAUGGCUGAUAACUUUAGUUUUGCAAGUUUUUUCCCCAGUCAGUUUCAGCCCCUGAUUGCUGUGGUCUCCAACUCCAUUUUCUCGGGCCUGGUGAAGAUUAAGCUGUGCAAGAAACCUCAGAGGAGAUAUGAUGUCAGUUCCCCAACCACUGUCACUGUCACCCUUCCUGGCACAGAACCUCACGAUGCAGAGAGAAGGAAGCAACUGGCCUUGAAAGCUCUCAACGAGCGACUCAACAAACCCGACACCUCUCCAAGCUGGCCCACUCUGGAUGAUGACGACCCAGCGAGCCCCACCUCCCCUCAGACAGCAGCCUCUCCUUUGUCUGUUCCGGCAUCAGUUAAAUUGCCUGUUCCGGCCUUCAAAGACCCUUCUAAACAGUCUACAGGGGCGGGAAGUGAGAACGUUUAGUGUGUCCUUGAGUGGGUUCUGCAGAAAUAUAUACCAGGCUGUGCUUGAGGGAUGAGCAAGACAGAAGUUUGUUGUAUAUCAGAGCAGAGAUAGAGAGAGAGAGAGGGUGAGUGAAAGGGAGAGAGAGAGAGAGAGAAUGAGAGAGAGAGAGAGUGAGUGAGUGAGUGAGUGAGAGAAAGAGAGAGGGAGGGGAUGAUUAGGGUGAUAUUAUUGUGAGUGUCAUGAGACCAAUUCUUACAUUUCUCCAAUAUUUUACUUCUUGUAUUGCUCCAAAUUUUUUUCUAUCUUUCCUCUUAUUUUCUCAAAUAUUCAGCUUGUUUUUGCUUGCUUUUGUAAGUGUGGUUGAAAAGUUCAAUAUUCACUAGUGAAAGAGGAAUACCAUGAAUGGGGCAUGUGGUUUUGUUUCGACUCCAUCACAUAUGUGCAUACAACAGUAAAUAGUGCCUAGCUUUUUGGGAUAUAUCAGCAGUUAUUCUCUGUACACAUGCUAUGUUAAGGUAGAGAAUCACUUCUUUCAAUAUAUUUAUGAAAAUGUUAUUAUCUCUAUACUCAUGGAUUUUAUUUUAUUCCUUGAAAAAUAUGUUUCAAGAAUAUUUUUUUUUCUACACUCUUCCUCUGUUUCUGUACAAUGCACUUAGAUUUAGUUGCUUCAAGUACUGUUGAUUUAUAUUAUUAUAGAUGAUUCAGUAGCCAAGAUUUUGUUAAAUUUAAAAAGAAUUUCUUCCCUUAAUGUCACAUUCUGGUAAAAAUUUAAGGGGAUUUACUUUUUCUAUAUUUCUAUCCCCUCAAAGUCUGCAUUACUCAUUUAAGAAUAUAUUUUGUUUUGUGUUCGUAAUUGCAAUAUAUUGACAUACUUUAUACGUUUCAGUUUGCUUUUUCUGAAAUACUAACUUUCUGUCCUUUCACUAGACCCUAAUUGAACAUUUGAGUUACAUGGUUCUGUUGGACAGAAUAAAUGAAUGGUCCGAAGAGUAACUUUCAAAAUUUAUCUAAUCAUUUGCUGAAUUUAGUGAUACCUUUGCAAGUCGUGCUCAUAAUUGUCAAAAUCAGGUGAUCGUUUUCUUGAAUAGGGAGCCUCAAUGCUUUGUUUGAACUUGAAUGGUUUUUGUGAUGUUCAGAAUCAUUUUGCAUAAUGUAGAUAUCCGCAUCAUCCCUGUAUUUUUGUUAAUUACCCUGCGUAGCAUUUUAAAAGAUGACUAUGCAUCAUUGUAUAAAUGAAGAUCCUUUUCCAAAAAAAAAAAUGAAAUGUUUCUUGCAUUACAUGCAUUUUUUUGUAAGCUUAUCACAUGUUUAUCAAAUUACAAAGUGGGUGCUUAGUUGAAAGAGCUGUUUGUCAUUUAUUGGCGUCUGCAAUUAAUGAUACUAGUUUGUUUUCAUAUAUAUUGUUUACCUUAUUUUUUAUAUUUAAAUGUUACAUAUUUUAUUUUAUUUAAAGUUUGAAGUGUAGGGAGAAAUGUGUUGUGUC
Molecule: messenger RNA, 2621 nt
Organism: Aplysia californica (California sea hare)
Lineage: Eukaryota; Metazoa; Mollusca; Gastropoda; Aplysiida; Aplysiidae
Product: transmembrane protein 115
Exons: 3
Coding region: 68-1156 (362 amino acids)
Biological process (GO): retrograde vesicle-mediated transport, Golgi to endoplasmic reticulum
Cellular component (GO): membrane; Golgi apparatus
Source: RefSeq, a predicted model, not a curated record